UAGACGUGAUGCUAUACGAAUCCUCCCUUAGCUCGCGAUCUCGCCCCUCCCUGAUCAGUUGUAGCGCUACAAUUUACCGCCCUGGGUGAACAGCUUCUCACUCAUCUUCACAUGGUUGACGAACUCUGAAUGGGUGGCGAGCGCUGACUGAGAACACGACAUCUGCAUGAUGCCCUGUUGAAGCGCAGUGUACCAUUUCCUCCUCAGGUUCAAUCUGGCAAGGAAUUACAUCGCCGGACGGUCGGGACUUCGGGACAGAGCCUCAAACCUUGAUUCGUCUUUCCCUAGUGGAGAAUAAACCUCCAUCACCAUGGCUAUCGCCUCUCCUUCGCAUUCGCCCGGCAUAUUCGCGAUCACGAAAGCCAGAGUCCUUUUAUUCGUCUCUCUAGCAAUAACAUGGUGGCUCGCCUCGAUCUUUCCUCACUACAAGCCCAUGAUACGAGCCGAGUUCAAAUCGAGGUUAGGUGAGGCACGGCAGAGGAUACCGUCGAUCAAGGUCGACUGGCAUCAGACCAGCGAAGACCCCCGUAACGCCUACAAUGCUUCCAAGCUCGCCAUCUUGAUCGAGCCAAGACCCUUGCCGCACCUUGUCCCCCAGAUCCUCCACAUGAUAUCCGUGGUCCCGCCUGACUGGCGAUUCCUCUUCAUCGGCUCGGAGAAAAGCGUCGUGAGCGUGGGAAGGCCAUACGCAACAAAGCACCAGCAGGUUAUCGGCAAGCUGGACUUGAUGGUCCUUCCGGAACCGUGGGAGAUAGACACAAAGGAAAUGGUCUUCAGGCUCCUGACUGACAUUCGCUUCUACGAGGAGUUCCUGCCCGGCGUCGAGUGGAUUCUCAAGUACGAAGCCGACAGCAUCAUGUGCGCAAACUCGGACGACAGCUUGAACAAUUGGCUGGAUUGGCACUGGGCUGGUGCGCCGAGGACUCCCGACGACCGAUUCUCGGGGAAUGGUGGACUGUCCCUACGUCGCGUGUCUGCGAUCAAACGAGUCUUGGGUUUUCAGCAGCGAUACAACAACAGCGAGCCCGAGGACGAGUGGUUUGGGAAGCGCCUGUGGGUAUUGCCGGGCGCAAAGGUUGCCGCUGGGGCCGAUGGUGCAUUGGCUGUCGAGGACGUCUACAUGGAGAACUCGAUGGGGUUCCACGUGCGCAACGGUGGAACGCAACUGUCCGACGGCGUGUGGGCCGACCCCAUACAACGAAAGAGCAUCCUCGACUACUGCCCCGAGCUGAGUAUGAUCAUGGAUAUGAAGCUAGAGCGGGAACGGUGCAAGGGAGACGACCAGCAGGGGGCCAUCCAUCCAACCGAGGCGGAAAGGCAGGCAGAGGAGGUAAGGAAGAUGCGAGAGGAGGCGAGGAGGAAGCAAGAAUUGUCGAGUAUCCAGCAGAAGGAGAGGAUAAAGGAACUUCAGGAAGAGGCGGCGAGAGAGGCAGCCGUGGAAGCGGCAAGGAAUGGCGACUUUGCCAUGGUGAACGGCACAGUAGUAUUGCCCACACCGGUGUCACAAGCCGGCAGCAGCCCACAAACAUCGGAAACCACGGCACGGCGGUGAUCGAUCCAGGGAACAGUAUCGAAGAUGCAUGGAGGGAGUCUCGGGCAUGAGCCUGGAUUUUUGGUGGGCAGAAAGAUGACCAUCCAUGACACGUUACCACUGGUCCUAGACACAG
Phialemonium atrogriseum is the source of this 1667-nucleotide messenger RNA. RefSeq lists its product as uncharacterized. The transcript is spliced from 3 exons. Bases 311 to 1552 code for a protein of 413 amino acids. NCBI's taxonomy places the organism in Eukaryota, Fungi, Ascomycota, Sordariomycetes, Cephalothecales, Cephalothecaceae. The record is from RefSeq and is a predicted model, not a curated record.